AUGUCUGCCAGAGGUGUGGUUGAUGAAAUCACCCUCGUGGCCCCUCCGGCCAAUUGUCAAUUUCUCAAAUUUCCCAGAUCUGACGGAAAGGCUUAUAUUCGACCGUCGCCACGCGAUGGACCUGCAAGAAACGCCGACGGUCGCCUCAACUACUUCCGCGCUCUCCCGCUCGAUGAGAAGACGUCGAUGACCUGGAGGCUAAAGGUUGGUCAAAAGGUGGCAGAGAUGAUGGGGAAGAAAAAUCCAGGCUCUUACUGUCUUGCAAGCUGGCCAGAUGGAUACGAGUUUUUUAUUCAUAUUACGAGUAAGACUGAUGGGACUAUGCGUGGAGAUCCCUACCUCUACGGUUCGCCGCAUACAGCCAAGUUUCGCUCCACAAAUGAAUUUAUCCCUCACGCCUACUGGCUCAUGACCACGUCAACACUUGACAAAACCGAGUGCCAUUGCAAAUAUUGCGGCGGCAUCAAGCUUCAGUCCAAUGUCAACAGCUCCCUCUUUGGCAGUCCAGUUCGUAUGACCACACAAUCCAAGCCGCCGACGGCCAAGUCGCAAGAUUCGAAGACGAAAAAGUCGACAGGCAGCUCGUUGGUACCAGCCAAGCCACGCACUGAAACCAGAAUUCGUGCACCGAAGUGGCAAUAUCCUCUGCCCGCUAAUCGAGAAGAAGAACAGUACACCAUAAGAAAUCGAUACGUUGAGCUGCAUGAAGGACGGCUGGCCCGAGACGGUGAACUAGUUUGGAUUCGACUGUCCACCCCAAUUCGACACGAUUCCGGAGUUGAAAUUGAAUACUGGCCAGCGUUUGUAAACGACGUCCAGUUUCGAAAGGAGGUCUUCCAUGACCGAGAUGGCCUAUCGUUCGACGUAAAGGAAACGCUUGAUAUUGUCACAAGGCCCCUCAUAGCAGGUAGAGCCAUUGUCAAGGUUCAAGAGCUCGACAUUGUCCCCUUUAGAGCGUGGAACAUUGACAAGUCACUGACCGAUGCCCUCACUCGCAUACCACUCCCAUCCGACUUUGGAACAACCUCGUCACCCACCGUUUUCGAUAUCACCGACACUACUGGAAGGCUUCUUCCCGGUCUAACGUUUGAAUCGGCUGCUCCAUACUUUGCACUCGCAGUACAGACGUCUGCGCAUAUGGACACGUACUGGUCACCCAUGUACAGUAUUGAACCAUCAUCCCCGCGCUCAAAAAGUUAUCAAGGCCUCUGGCUAGGGGCCGAGCGCAUCUGGUUGCACGAUCUCGUCCGACUACGCCUCACACACAGCGAACUCGUCACGCACCCCAAACUCCAUGACCAAAUCUUUUACCCAACUGAGGGAUCAGAGACACGUGCACUAUUCAUGCGUAUCAACGAUAUUCACGUCGAAGAGGCUCCGGUGCGAGAGACUGUCCGUCUAAUUUGCCGCAUAACUGGACCCAUUCUAUGCACCGUCCCAGACCCAAAAUUUGUGCAUACCGACGAAAGGUUUCUCACCUCGAGCGCAUCCAACGCAUUCCCCGGAAUCGACAAUGGGCGGCACUUUCCGCUUCCACUCCCACCACUUGGGUUCAAGUACCACCCAGUUACGGUGACGACAGAGGAAGUGACGGUGGAUGCCCAAAUGAUUGCUGGUCGUUAUUAUCCACUGCUCAUGCUUAGCCACGGGCUGGACAUGCUAAAAAUUCGCGAAAAGGUCGACUGGUUCCAAGGCGUCGCUGCCAUGGCUGGUCUUGCCGCUGGACAUUACUCUGUCAGUAAUGCCCAAUAUACUGUGCAUACGCGAAGAGAGGCGGCAAUUAUGAGUCAAGAGGCGGCCCAAGAAGAGCUCAUCACAGAGUGGAAGCGCCUCGAGAAGGAACGAAAUCGGCCACGGACACAAUCAAAUGAAAUUUGGAUACGCUAG
Molecule: messenger RNA, 1887 nt
Organism: Serendipita indica DSM 11827
Lineage: Eukaryota; Fungi; Basidiomycota; Agaricomycetes; Sebacinales; Serendipitaceae
Source: the annotation of a GenBank genome assembly